Uloborus diversus is the source of this 1380-nucleotide messenger RNA. RefSeq names its product glutaminase kidney isoform, mitochondrial-like (gene GLS). Gene Ontology annotation, biological process: L-glutamine catabolic process. Gene Ontology annotation, molecular function: glutaminase activity. The transcript is spliced from 13 exons. Bases 1 to 1380 code for a protein of 459 amino acids. NCBI's taxonomy places the organism in Eukaryota, Metazoa, Arthropoda, Arachnida, Araneae, Uloboridae. The record is from RefSeq and is a predicted model, not a curated record.
AUGGCUUUUAUUAAGGAACAUGAAGAAGAACUGAAAAUUGUUGGAGUAUUUAGCAGUAACCGUUAUUUUCAUGUUACUAAACAAUCUUCAUCCCAUGCUAAUCGCAUCUUCAUGCCUGCAGAGGACUUUAUCAGAGAAGUAAAGCCUAAAUCCAAGAAUAAUAUUAGUUUAAGUGAAAGCCCAGCAAUUACGGAGAAAAAUGUUGAUGACAUUUUAUUCGACAUGUUUAAAGAUCAUGAUGAGAAAGUUGCCGUUGGAAAAUUUCUUGCUGCUUUGUCUGCCACUGGAUUACGGAAAAGUGAUCCUCGCUUGAAAGAAAUGAUUACAAAAUUAAGAACAAUACAUAAAGAGAAACAAGACAUGGGAUCUCCUGAUGCAAUAAGUUUGGAUAGAGAAAAUUUUAAGAAAGUUAUAAAGGAAAAUAUUGUUCUCAUAAGCAGAGCUUUUCGUAACCAUUUUGUUAUUCAAGAUUUUCAAGACUUUGUAAAAUGUGUGGAAGAUUUUUACUGGAAAUGUAAAGUGAACACAGGUGGCAAAGUUGCUUCUUAUAUUCCUCAAUUAGCAAAGUACAAUCCAGAUUACUGGGGUGUCAGUAUAUGCACUGUUGAUGGUCAAAGAUGUGCAAUUGGUGACACUGAAAUUCCAUUUACUAUCCAGUCGUCCGGUAAACCCAUGAAUUAUGCAAUUGCUUUAACCGAGCUUGGAUCAGAUAUUGUUCAUCAGUAUGUUGGUCAAGAACCUAGUGGUAGAAUGUUCAAUGAACUUGUUUUAGAUUAUAAUAAGAAGCCACAUAAUCCAAUGGUGAAUGCAGGAGCAAUUGUUAUUUGUUCUCUUCUUUUAUACAUUGUUGAGCCAGACAUGAGAGUAUCUGAAAAAUUUGACUGGAUCUGUCAAUAUUACAAAGCUUUGGCAGGAGGAGAAUAUCUUGGUUUCAACAAUGCUACCUUCUUGUCUGAAAGAGAAGCUGCUGAUAGAAACUAUGCAAUUGGAUUUUACAUGAAAGAAAAUAAAUGCUAUCCUGAGAAAGCUAAUUUGAAGGAUAUAAUGGAUUUUUAUUUUCAGCCCUGGUACGGAGGCUUGUCUGCUCAAGAGGAAAUUCAAACAACAAACAUAUUGCUGACCUGCAACAAUAGUGGCAUAUUAAAAUGCCUGGUAACACAAGGCUCCCAACAGUUUGACAAACUUCCAAAGCCGCCGCCUACCAUUUACCGCCUGUUUUUAGUUAUUGUAAUCGGCACCUGUAUCACAAUGACAGUGUAUCAGGUAAAGUGCCGUUAUGGGAACCUGGGAACCAUCAACAGGGAGUUAGUGACUACAUCACAGAAUAAGAGAUCAUCAAGUGACAGAACAGCAGGGAAUCAUCCCUGUGGGACUACUUAG